AUGGUUUUAGCUGCAGAGCUGUUCGGUUGAGCGCAAUUCAGUUUGAAAUUAUAAGAAGUUAGUUGCGUCGUUUCAAAGUCGUUAUACAAAAGUCAUAAUUAUGCCCGAGUCGAGUUUCUUUGCGAGAAGCGUUCCCUUCGAGCAAAUCGAUAAACUGGCCAUCAGUGGUGGCUACUCAUCCAUUUAUGCAACCAGCAAGCCCGGCGUACCGGUGGUCGGCAACUGGGAGCAGAGAUUCUGUCGCCUGGCUGACACAUUCCAGCCUGUACUCGAUCGAGUCUAUGAUUUCGAGGUGCGCGAGGACGAUGUGUGGAUUGUCACUCUGCCAAAGUGCGGCACCACCUGGAUGCAAGAGCUGACUUGGCUGGUGCUCAACAAAUGCGACUUUGAAACGGCCAAAAGCGUCGAUUUGACAAUACGUUCACCAUUUUUGGAAUUCAAUGGCGUCGUUCCGAAUGUGCCACAUGACACCAUCGACGCAGCUAAGGCGAUGACCUCACCCCGUCUAAUCAAAUCACAUUUGCCUGCUUAUCUGCUGCCCCGCCAGAUAUGGACAAAGAAGCCAAAGAUCAUUUAUGUUUAUCGCAAUCCCAAGGACGCAGCCAUUUCAUAUUUCCAUCAUUGGCGUGGAAUGGUUGGAUAUCAGGGCACAAAAGCGGAUUUCAUGCACUCAUUCAUCGAUGGCUAUGUGAACUUUACGCCCUGCUGGCCACAUGUCCUCGACUUUUGGCAGUUGCGCCACGAGCCGCAUAUCUUUUUCACUAGCUACGAGCGUAUGAAGACGCAGCUUGGCCAGGUUAUAAACGAUGUGGCACACUUUUUGAAGCGCCCCGUCACCGAGCAGCAAGUGGAGCAAAUGAAAACGCAUUUGUCCUUUGAGAGCAUGCGCGACAAUCCGGCCUGUAAUCAUGCCAAGGAGUUUGAAAGCAUGAAGGCUGCUGCGGGACGCGAGGUGGAGGAGUUCAGUGUCGAUCCACACAGGUUUGUGCGACGCGGUGUUGUUGGCAGCCACAAGGACGAAAUGACGGCGGACGUGAUCCGUGAAUUCGAUCUGUGGUCGGACAUCAAUCUGAGAGAGUACAAGUUGCAUAUGGAUGACUUCGCAACUUACAGCAAAUACAACGAAGUAUAAACAAUGGUGAACAAAUGGCUGUUACCGCGUCGAUUAAUCAUUUUAAUAGAUUGUAAGCUUAAGUGAUACUUAGAUACCCAGGCAGAUGAUUAUACAAUGUUUAUAUGUGUUUUUUGAUAAAUGAAUUCCUAGUUUUAUAGAAUAUACAUAUAUACAAAAUGCAGUUAGGCAUUUGGAGAAGCUACAAUCUAACAAUUAAUUGCAAUAGCAGUAAACAUUGUAUAAAACUGACAAUAAAUCAUGGACAACUAGUUUUUCUAAAAUCAGAAUAAUUUUUUAUAUGUACAACACAUAGCAUUUCUAGUUAUAAGAGUUUAAACCUGAUUCGCAUCACAAAUUUAUAUACAUUUUAUAUUAAAUACAUUUCAUAUUUGUGUGUGUAUUCGCAAUGCUAUCAGCUAGGGGCAAAACGCGACCAAACUGAUAGCAAGGCACACUUUCGUUGAGUAUAAACCGAUAA
Messenger RNA from Drosophila grimshawi, 1592 nucleotides. Its product is annotated as sulfotransferase 1 family member D1. Gene Ontology annotation, molecular function: sulfotransferase activity. Gene Ontology annotation, biological process: sulfation. NCBI's taxonomy places the organism in Eukaryota, Metazoa, Arthropoda, Insecta, Diptera, Drosophilidae. Gene Ontology annotation, cellular component: cytoplasm. The record is from RefSeq and is a predicted model, not a curated record. The transcript has 3 exons. The coding region runs from base 101 to 1132 and encodes 343 amino acids.